This is a messenger RNA of Pestalotiopsis fici W106-1, 1521 nucleotides long. RefSeq lists its product as uncharacterized. Lineage: Eukaryota; Fungi; Ascomycota; Sordariomycetes; Amphisphaeriales; Sporocadaceae. The transcript has 5 exons. Gene Ontology annotation, molecular function: zinc ion binding; DNA-binding transcription factor activity, RNA polymerase II-specific. The record is from RefSeq and is a predicted model, not a curated record. Bases 1 to 1521 code for a protein of 506 amino acids. Gene Ontology annotation, biological process: regulation of DNA-templated transcription.
AUGAUAAAGAGUGAUGAUAAUGACGCCAGCAGGAUGAACACCACUUUGGAGCACCAAAAUCGGUGCGGACUCUGUAAUAAGACCUUUCGGCAGAAAUCAUCACUCAUUAGACACGCUAAGAAAUGUACUCUGGAGCCUAAGACGUCUGUACGCCAAAAGGCCUGUAAGGCUUGCACAACAGCCAAGGCCCGAUGUGACCUCGCCCGGCCCGCGUGUUCUCGUUGUGCCGGUCGAGGCGCCGCAUGCAUCUACGUCCGACCUCCGCCAACCCCGGGCCCAAGCCCGGGCUCCUGUUCCGACGUCCCGCUGCCGACUGUAGCGCCAUCGUCGGCGGUAUCCUCGUCGGCAUCGUCGGCUCAUGGGCUCUCACCCUACGCCGCCGCCCCGCAGCAACAGCAGCAGCAGCAGCAGGCCAUGUCCUCCUCGUCGACAACGGUGGCGGCUGCGGCGGCAGCAUCCCUGGGUUAUGACUUUGCCAGCCUCGAUACCUCACACCAUGGCGCCCUGACGCCCGGCUUCUUCUCGUCGUCCGAGGAUGGUCUGGAAAUGUCUUCGUUUCUGGACGCGGGUAUGGGCUUGGAUCUGCUUCACACAACGCCCAGCGCGGUGCCGCAUCCCUCGCCGAGUGGUGACGGUCUCGACGAGUGGUCAUCACAAUCGGUGGGGAGACCCGGACCACAUGGCGGGGAUGCCGUGUUGAAGCAUAGUAUGCGCACGAUAUUUAGAGUCCUUCGCUCCUGGCCACGCAUGUUGGCCAAGGAAUUUCAGUUACCCCCCAUUAUCCAUCCUUUGCAGUUCAAAGAAGGGACGCCAAGGCCGCUGGCAAAUUGUAUCGCGUUGUGCAAGAUAUGGUCGGGCCAAUGUGAUGCCAGUGUUGGACCCGGAAUCGGUGGUGCCGUUCGUGAAGAACUCGAAGUUAUAUUUAACAAGCAUCGAACGUACGACCAACCUACCCUCCUCGCCGCCCUGCAGUCUGUCGUCAUAUACCUCCUCCUCUUGAUCUUUCCCACGCCGUCCCAGACGUCACAGUCUCUCAUCCCGCCCUCGCUCCUAAAUCAAAUCCAGGCCCUCGGGCACCACGUGGCCGCAACGGGCCUGAUCCUACACGAGGAGACGGCGCGGGCGGUCCCCGUCUGGACAGUUUGGGCCCACGUCGAAGCCAAACGACGGUCCAUGUGCGCGCUGCACCUGGCGCAUUGGGCCUACUCGGUGUAUCACGGGCCCCGGGGCGCGCGGUACGACGGCGGACGGGAGCUCGCGCGGAUGCCGGGCCCGGGGGCCAAGUUUCUCUGGAACGCGGCCGACGAACGUGCGUGGGCGACUCUGUACGGGCGCUGGCUCGCCCAGUGGGACGAGGGCCGCGAUUUUAUGUUUGCUGAUUUUGUUGGCAUCGAUCCCGAGGUUGUCAUGAAUCGCCGCGCUGAAAUUUGGUUGGAAGACGCGGAUGAGCUGGGGUUUUUAAUGCUGAGUCUUGUAAAUGCAACAGAGAGAAACAUGUCACGGGUUAUGAACGAGGUAUAG